This is a messenger RNA of Fulvia fulva, 387 nucleotides long. RefSeq lists its product as uncharacterized. The transcript has a single exon. The coding region runs from base 1 to 387 and encodes 128 amino acids. The record is from RefSeq and is a predicted model, not a curated record. NCBI's taxonomy places the organism in Eukaryota, Fungi, Ascomycota, Dothideomycetes, Mycosphaerellales, Mycosphaerellaceae.
AUGACGAAAAGGCCGGAGCAAAGCAAUAACGUCAAGCCUAUCUUCCUGCCAGUCGUGAAGCUCGAAGUCCAGAGUGUGGGGAUCGGAAUAGUGAGAAUCAGCAGGUCUGUGGACACAUUGAGUACCGUCGAGAUCCAGACAUCGUGCAUCCGCAUCGAGCACUGCGCCGGUGGAGGAGGGCUGACCUGCCAGUUUUGCGCCAAUGGCAAGCAGCCGAGACAGACGGUUAAGAAAGCACGCGAUGUCGCCGUCCUGGCCUUUGAGUUCGCAGGUUUAACGUGGUUAUCAUAUGCAUCAGCAUCGCGGUGCCGGGGAAGUGCCGUGGAUGUUGAGGCGUACGCGCCUCCGCGACAGCGCGGGUCUCUCAAGAAGCUGUUAAGCUGUUGA